Messenger RNA from Fusarium coffeatum, 1293 nucleotides. RefSeq lists its product as uncharacterized. The transcript has 2 exons. Gene Ontology annotation, molecular function: monoatomic cation transmembrane transporter activity. The record is from RefSeq and is a predicted model, not a curated record. Gene Ontology annotation, biological process: transmembrane transport; monoatomic cation transport. The coding region runs from base 1 to 1293 and encodes 430 amino acids. Gene Ontology annotation, cellular component: membrane. Lineage: Eukaryota; Fungi; Ascomycota; Sordariomycetes; Hypocreales; Nectriaceae.
AUGUCCCAGAUACGAUCGCAUGCCGACUCCGGUCACAACCAUAAAGAUGGUCACAACCACAGCCACGACCACGGGCAUAGUCAUGGCAUUCUAGGGGGCCACCAUCAUCACCACGAUAAUGCCUACCUAACAUCUGGCAAUAAAGACGAUCCUGGCGUUCGAAUUACUCGUAUCGGCCUGGUAUCUAAUCUGGGCAUGGCAAUUGCCAAGUUCGCUGGUGGAUACGCUUUCAAUUCCAAAGCCAUGACUGCCGAUGCCUGGCAUAGCAUUACCGAUCUUGCGUCCGAUAUCUUGACGCUCGCCACAGUUACAUGGAGUCUGAAGCCACCGACAGACAAGUUUCCAAUGGGCUUUGGCAAGGUCGAGAGUUUGGGUUCAUUGGGUGUUUCGAGUAUGUUGUUGGCCGGAGGCCUUUAUAUGGGCUGGGACAGCGGCAUCAGCCUGUACGGACACUUUUACCCGGAAGCAGCGCAUGGCAUUCUUGGACACGUCGGACAUGGUCAUAGCCAUUCUCACGGAGCUGCAGCACUCGGGAUUCCAAGCAUGCACGCAGCUUGGCUCGCAGCAGGAACGAUUUUGAUCAAGGAAUGGCUAUAUCAUGCUACAAUGAAGGUUGCGCGUGAACGUAAAUCUUCGGUUCUCGCGUCAAAUGCCGUCCACCAUCGAGUUGACAGUCUGACGGGCUUUGCGACUUUGGCUGCCAUCAUAGGAGCCAAUAUGAUGGAGAAUGCGGCGUGGCUGGACCCUGUCGGUGGUCUUCUCAUCUCAAUUAUGGUUAUCCAAGCUGGUUCCGGAAAUACAGUUGCCGCUUUUCGCGAAUUGGCAGAUCAAGGCAUUGAUAAUGAUAUCAAGUCUUCGGUAUCAAAGCAUACGCACAAAGCGCUAAAGAACGUGGCAGGAGGGCAUGAAGUUGCCCUGCGUGAAGUGAGUGGCAUCAAAUCAGGCCAGAACUAUCUCGUGGACCUUGAGAUGACGGUACCCGGUGCAUGGUCUGUCGAUACAACACAACAUGUUGAAGAUGCAGUACGAACACAAGUCGGAGGCAAGGUGCGUGGUGUGCGAAGGGUCCGCAUCCGAUUCUCGCCAAAGGAGGCAACUUCCAAAGCUAAGUUUGACGAUUUUAUUCCCGGUACCGUCGUUCUACCCCCGGAGACAGAGGAGGAUGUGUCCGAGACAGAAGGCGAGUCGAACCAUGAUCACGGUCAUCAUGAUCACAAGAACAGUGACCAUGGCCUGAGAUCAAGCGGGAGUCAAGAGCACAACAACAGCCUCAGGAACAGAAACAAGCAUUAG